Molecule: messenger RNA, 657 nt
Organism: Zingiber officinale
Lineage: Eukaryota; Viridiplantae; Streptophyta; Magnoliopsida; Zingiberales; Zingiberaceae
Product: kunitz trypsin inhibitor 4-like
Exons: 2
Coding region: 1-657 (218 amino acids)
Molecular function (GO): endopeptidase inhibitor activity
Source: RefSeq, a predicted model, not a curated record
AUGUCUUAUAAUAUAAUUCAGAUUACAUUACAAGCUCGUGGGUUUCUUGCGUUUCUUUAUUAUUUAAGCGUCGAGUUGAAAGCAACACAGACAAUCAAGGAGUUUUUGGUCAGCCUUUUCCUUCUCUUCCCCCUCUCCGUGGAGGCCAUCUCCGUCCUCGACACCGAUGGCAAGAGCCUUCAUCCCAACCAUCUGUACUACGUUCUCCCCCGCGAAGGCAGCGACGGCGGAGGCCUCACUCUCUGGGCACUCGGCUCGAAAAAAGACGAGCUUGGAUGCUCUCUGCUGACAGUGGUCCAAGAGGGCUCUGAGGUCGACUUCGGUCUCCAGGUGAUCUUCUUACCGGUGCCGGACGACGCCAAGUUUGUCAAUACAUCCACGAACCUCAACAUUCAGUUCAUCAUAGAAAUUAUCUGUUUGAAGUCAACCAUUUGGCAGGUCAACAACACGUCGGAACCACAAUAUCUUAUUUUCGAGGGGCGCAAAAGGGAGCUCGGGAGUUACUUUAAACUCGAGGAGUAUAGUGGAGGAGACUACGAGUUUAUCCAUUACCUGACUAACCGUGAUGUGUGGCUCUUCCUAGAUGGACGGAAGAGAUGGCUAGGACUGGAUGACGAUCCAUUUCCCGUCGUGUUUAAGAAUGCAACCCUAAACUAG